Messenger RNA from Macadamia integrifolia, 2259 nucleotides. RefSeq names its product conserved oligomeric Golgi complex subunit 3-like. The record is from RefSeq and is a predicted model, not a curated record. Lineage: Eukaryota; Viridiplantae; Streptophyta; Magnoliopsida; Proteales; Proteaceae. Gene Ontology annotation, biological process: Golgi organization; intracellular protein transport; intra-Golgi vesicle-mediated transport. Bases 232 to 933 code for a protein of 233 amino acids. Gene Ontology annotation, cellular component: COG complex; membrane; cis-Golgi network. The transcript is spliced from 12 exons.
GUUUUUUAAUAGAUAUAAAAUGAUUUCACUGUUCAACAAGUCUUCAUUCGUAGCAGGGUUGAGGACUCGAGAGUGAUCGAGAGAGACGAGGAGUUGACGACCGACCACUGCUGCACCAUGCAAUCCGGCGAUUCAGGUAAACAGCCAUUGGACAUGCAUUAAAAGAACUACUAACCCGCUGGUUUUGAAGUAAGGAUAAUUUUGAGGCAGGUUAGAGCUUCUCAUUGUUCCAUGGCGACCAGAACAAGUUCUUCACCUCUCCCCAAAUCAGGACCAGCUUUGAAAGGCUAUAAUUUUGCUUCAACUUGGGAGCAGAAUGCUCCGUUGACAGAGCAGCAACAAGCAGCAAUUGCAGCACUGUCUCAUGCAGUUUCAGAGCGACCCUUUCCCAUCAACAUGGUGGAUGAUACCCUUGAUUUAUUUAAUCAACUACAACUGCAGCAUCAGUUAGUUGCAACGAAGACUAAAACUUUGCAUGAUACAUGCGACCGCCUGGUUCAGGCAUUGAUUCGAGGUAACAGUGGCAGCAAAACAGCUGUUUCUGAGGGUGUGGAGGCAUCUGUUAUUUAUGUUCGCUUUAAGGCAACAGUUCGCGAGCUCAAUCCGCUGUUAGAGGAAAUCGAAAGCAGAUCUUUAAGGAAAGAAUAUGCUCAACUUCUUGCAGAAUGCCACUGGUUGUACUGUGAACAGGGACUUUCAUUGGUUAGAGGCAUUGUGCACCAACUGAUCUCUGAAUUUGCCAAGAAAGAGGCUUUGCCAUCAUUGACCAGAUCUGGGUGUGCAUACCUUAUGCAGGUCUGCCAACUUGAGCACCAGCUUUUUGAUCAUUUUUUCCCGUCUUCUUCUGAGGAUGUGUCAAGUUUGGCUCCUUUGAUAGAUCCACUAUAUGAUUUCUUGCUUGUCCUUAUAAUUUCACUUUUUUUCUUGAAGUAAACCUGUUACUAUGCUGAAUUAAUGAUGAGCGUUGAGUAAGUUGUUGAGUAUAUUCACCCAAAAGAAAAAAGUUGUUAAAUACUAAUAUUGGUAUCGCACCCCUUUGGUGGAAAGAUAAAGAAAUGAUGCGGAGAAAGUAAAAUUUUACAAAAAGGAUAGUUUUUACUUGGCACUCUCACCAAAAUGAGCAAUAGUCCACUACUUCCUUUCAGACAUACCAAUUGUACAUGUUGUAACAAUGCUGACUAUCUUUUUCUUAGAUUUACCCUAUACCCUUUCUCGGCAGUUUCAUGUAAUUGGAAUUUAUGUAGUAGAUGACCAUUAAUAUCUUACAUCAUAAAAAAUGUUAAUUUCUUAAAUUUCCUCUGUCUCUCUCUCCCCCCCCCGGGGCCUCCCUCUUCCUCCAUUUCCUUUUGGUAAUUGUUUCUCCAUUUUUAAAUUCAUCAAAAGAAGUUUUACUGUUAACUUUCACUUUACUUACUUAUUCUUAUUAUAAUCAUGGUUAGAUAAUUAUGCAGGUGCACAUAUUUGUAUGACACACUAUGCCCAAAAUUAAUCCAUGAAGCAAAUCUUGAUUUUCUUUGUGAGCUUGUUGAUAUCCUUAAAGUCGAAGUCCUGGAUGAACAACUUAGCAGACGGAGUGAGUCACUGGCAGGGUUACAUCCUACAUUACAUAGAAUCCUAGCUGAUGUUCAUGAGAGAUUGACUUUCCGGGCUUGAACACAUAUCCGUGAUGAGAUUGCGAAUUACAUUCCUUUUGAUGAAGACUUGGAUUAUUUAGAAUGCAGAAGGACAAGGAUUUGGAGAAGAGCCUGAAAGCCACUUGCGAAGAAUUCACCAUGUCAGUCACUAAGCUUGUUGUGGAUCCCAUGCUUUCGUUUGUAACCAAGGUGACAGCUGUGAAAGUUGCAUUAUCCUCUGGUGGACAAUCAGAAAUCAGACUCUGUUCUGGCCAAACCCCUAAAGAAUCAAGCUUUUGCUAUUCCAGACAAGGUGACUGAGCUUAUCCAGAAGGACAAACAUUGUGGAGGCUCACUUACAGAUACAAUCCCUACUAAAGUCUCGAGUACUCUCCUGAAGAGAUACAAAGCAUUGGUACGGCGAUGAUACAGGAUUUGCAGACUCGACUCGAUGGCUUUCUGUAGAGAAUGGUGAAUUCCAUGUUUUUAUCUCAGCUCUGAAUAAUUUUUUUCUUUUUUUCUUUUUGUAAUAUCUUCUAGGCUUGAAGGCCUUGUGUAGGUUCUCUUCUCAGUACAAAUUUGAAUCUGUUAAUCCCGAGCUAACAAACGUUGAAAUUGAGAAAAUUUAAUUUCUGUUUGGAAUUGA